GUUUACGACAUUAUUCGGUAUUAAUCCUAACUAUUUUAUUCUUUAAAUUAUCUUCGGGUACAGAGGACGAUGCGUUUCGUGCCGGACAGUCGAUAUUGUCUCCGGUGGCUGCAGCAUCGCGGGAUGUUCGAUACCUCCUAUAUGAUGUAAAUCCACCCGAGGGCUUUAAUCUUCGCCGAGAUGUGUACAUUCGCAUGGCCUCUUUGCUGAAGACAUUGAGAAAAAAUGGUGACUGGGUGCUAGUGUUGCCUCCAUGGGGUCAUCUGUAUCACUGGCAGAGUCCUGAUAUACAUCAGGUUCGCAUCCCGUGGGGGGAGUUCUUCAGCAUAACCAGCCUGCAGGCUAACAUACCAGUCAUUGAGUAUGAGGAGUUUAUUGCUGAGUCUGGAGGACCCUUUAUUGAUCAGAUCCUUGUGCUGCAGAGCUAUGCCGAGGGCUGGAGAGAUGGGAAAUGGGAGGAGAAGGUGGAUGAACGUACAUGCAUCGAAAAGCUAAUGUACUCAAAAGACAAACAGGGUUAUUACAGAGGUUGGUUCUGGGGUUAUGAGGAGACCAGAGCAUUGAAUGUCACCUGUUUAUCUGCUCAGGGUCAUGCCUCUACCUUGGCUCCUGUCUUACAAAAUAACUUAAAUGCUACGUCAAUAAUGCUAGACAGAGCUGAAACUGUACUUCAUGAUCAUUAUGCUGGGAAGGAUUACUGGGAUACGCGGCGAAGUAUGGUGUUUGCCAAACAUUUGCGUAUCAUAGGAGACGAGUUUAGGGCCAAGUAUUUAAACUCCACAGACAAACAGGACCAGACGCCGUACAACGAAGACUGGACCCAAAUGAAAAACAGGCUGGGCAUUGCUAAAGGAGGCCCUUACCUGGGAGUCCACUUGCGUAGAAAGGACUUCAUCUGGGGGCACAGAGAAGAUGUGCCCAGCCUCAAAGCAGCAGUGAAAAAGAUCCGUAGUCUCCUGAAGAAGCACAAGCUUCAACAAGUCUUUGUUGCUACCGAUGCAGACGAAGAAGAGUUAGCUAAACUGAAAAGGAUGCUACCUGAGAUGGUUCGGUACGAGCCCACCUGGGAGGACCUGGAGCUAUUGAAGGAUGGAGGGGUGGCCAUCAUAGACCAGUGGAUCUGUGCUCAUGCGAGAAUACACGAGGAAAGGGAGAUCCUAGGUUUCGAUCCUAAAACCACCUAUAACCGAUUCUGUGGUGAUGAUGAGAAUGAAUGUGAACAACCAACACACUGGAAAAUUGUCUACUGAUCACACAGAAAACUUGACGCUGAUCAUAUAGACUGCAAUUGAUUUUUCAGAUUUAAGAGGAUUCUCUAUAUUUUUGUAUGUUUUUGCUGACAAUGUUGAAAAUACAAAUUUUUAAAUGAAUAGUUCACCUUAAAAUGUCCUGAUCAUUUGCUUACCUUCAAGCCAUCCAAGAUGUAGAUGAGUUUGCUUCUUUAUCAGAACCGAUUAGGAGAAAUUUAGCAUUACUUGCUCAAUGAUGGAUCCUCUGCAGUGAAUGGG
Messenger RNA from Cyprinus carpio (common carp), 1508 nucleotides. RefSeq names its product GDP-fucose protein O-fucosyltransferase 2. Gene Ontology annotation, biological process: protein O-linked glycosylation via fucose. The record is from RefSeq and is a predicted model, not a curated record. Lineage: Eukaryota; Metazoa; Chordata; Actinopteri; Cypriniformes; Cyprinidae. Gene Ontology annotation, molecular function: peptide-O-fucosyltransferase activity.